AUGAGUGAAUAUAAUUAUGAAAAAGUAUAUUCCUUAUUUCCUGAAUGUGAAAAAUUUAUGCGGGAAGAACAGAUUUUUUUUAAUAAUAAUUGGGAGACUUACUGUGAGGAAUUUGAAGACAACUAUUCAGAUAUACUUGCUCCCAGUGUUUCAAAUAUAUGUUCUAAAUCUAUUGAAUAUUUAUUUCAAAUAUUUACUUCAACUGAAAACUCAUCACUGAAAAAUGUUGCUGUACAAUACUUGUAUUAUUGGAUAAAUCAAAAAAAACAGACAAAUGAAGAGGAUAAUACAGGAAUUAAUAAAUUUUAUGAAAAAUUGAUUUUAAACGCUAAGGAAAAAGAUAUAGAAUUUUUGAAGCAUUAUAAUAAUUACCUAAAAUAUAAUAUUGAGGAUUUAGAAAUAAUCAAUGAUUUAUACAAUAUUAAAACAUUAAUUAAUAACAUAAGUUCUAAUAGUAGAAAUCCUACUGGCAAUGAAAAAAAUUUUGCGAAAGAAUGUGAAAAAAGAUAUAAUCGUCUCUAUAAAAUAUGCGAAAAUACGCAUAACGCUGAUUUAUGUGAUGAAUUCAAAAAUAUUAGAAAAAAACUUCGUGAUCAUAAUAUUAUUAAUAAAUAUCAUAUAAGUAUACCAGAAAUGUUAUCUUAUUUGGAAAAACAAAACAUAAUAGUUCCUAUUUUAAUUCCUAUUGUUAUAACUUUAUUAUUCACACCACAUGGCUCAUACUUGAAAUAUGCUGUAAAAAGUAUAAGAAAUAAAUUUAAAAAUACAUAUAAAAAAUUGGAUACAAUGCAUUCUUAUGAAAAUUACGAUAACAACUCAUGGAAAAGGGGAUAUGAUGUGUUAUAUAAUUCUGCUUAG
Molecule: messenger RNA, 858 nt
Organism: Plasmodium gonderi
Lineage: Eukaryota; Apicomplexa; Aconoidasida; Haemosporida; Plasmodiidae
Product: variable surface protein
Exons: 3
Coding region: 1-858 (285 amino acids)
Source: RefSeq, a predicted model, not a curated record